AUGAAGCACCCAUUCCAAAUAUUGGUCACCGACAAGCUGGGCGAGCACUUGUUUGUGUCUGUAAAGAACAAAUUGCUUGUCUUCCGUUUGUCCGACGGUGUUUUGGUGGGCACCUGGACAGAUACCGUCGACACUCAGACUUUCCAGGAACAGAAGUUCAAGGCCAGACACGAGGCACAGAAGUUGAAACAGGAGCAAGAGCCAGCAUCCAAGAAGGCUAAAACUAACAAGAAGGAACCAAAGGUUCCAGUUCCAGGUCCUGGUGCUCCCGUGAUCUACAAUUACAUUCGCUCGUUAACAUUAACCAGAGAUGAGCAUCACAUUAUCGGCACUACCGACAGCGAUAAAGCUGCAGUUAUCUUCCUGAUCGACUAUUCCAAGGAGAAUUGUCUUGCGCUUGUUAAGCGUCAAACCUUCCCGAAACGUCCAUGUGCUGUUUCCACUUCUAUCAAUGAUGCCGACUUGAUUGUUGCCGAUAAAUUUGGUGACGUGUACAGCAUUCCAAUUAAUGAUGAACGUAUUAUCGAUGAAAAGGCCCUAGUUCCUAUUUUGGGACAUGUGUCCAUGUUGAGUGAUGUUUUUGUGGCUGAGCAUGACAACAAACAAUACGUCUUGACAGGUGACAGAGACGAACACAUCAAAAUUACUCACUUUCCCAAGUCGUAUGUUGUGAAGCAAUGGUUGUUUGGUCAUCGUGAAUUCGUUUCUUGCUUAAAUCUUUGUGAUUUCAACAAGGACAUCCUUGUUAGUGGUGGAGGAGACGAUUAUUUGAUGUUGUGGGACUGGUUCAACGCAAAAAAGCUAGCUAAAGUGGAGCUCCGUGAAUUAAUCCAGCCUUUCUUGAAAGAGGAUCAUUACCCUCCCGAAAGAUUUAGGAAUGAGGAUUCGCCAAAGGAGAUCUCCAUCACAAAGGUUCAAACCCUCACACACAACGGUGCUCACUUGAUAAUAGUCUUAUGUGAAAACACGAACUGUCUUUUGACAUUUGAAGUUAAGGAGGAUUUCUCUAUUGUUCACAAGCAGACAUUCACAACCGACAAGCCAUUGGUGGAUUUUGCUAUUGUGAAAGACUCGAUUUUUGCAGCAGUCGAUUGCGAAGACGGAGAGUUGAUCGAGAUUUACGCUCUCAAUGAUGACUUGCUUCUAGAGAAAAAGGAUGACGAGUUGGCCAAGAAGAUCUCUCAAGCAAGUGACUGUGAAGUGGAAUCCCGUAAUGACUUUUAUCCAUUGUAUUACAUCAGCUCGUUGAGAAAGAGAAGCGAGCAUUAA
Molecule: messenger RNA, 1269 nt
Organism: Sungouiella intermedia
Lineage: Eukaryota; Fungi; Ascomycota; Pichiomycetes; Serinales; Metschnikowiaceae
Source: the annotation of a GenBank genome assembly